AUGCCGUUAGUGCCAGACCCGCUCAAGACUCGUGCGGUGCGUUCUUCGGCACAACGAGUAGAUCAUGUGGAUGCUUCUCCAUCUCCCAGGGCGCCGACCCCGCCGGAAGACUCUGUGGAAGUUGAACAGUAUAAGAGAGCGAGAACACAACUUCUCCUCACUUACUUGAUUUUCCUUUGCUUCAUUGUCGGCAUCUAUUUUUCGUCAGUAUUUACGUUCCUCAAAAAAAGAAAUACACGACUCGCCGAACCGCUCAAACACACCGACUACAUAAUCAACGACAGGGUCAGCGACGACGGCAAAGUGAAUGGUCUGACACUCUUUACGGCGGUUAUUGGAGUUUUAUCUUUUGGGUUUUUAGGGUCGGUGUCGAUUUUUUUCUGUGAAAAGUUCCACAAAGCAAAGCCACGCAAAUGGGUGCAAUGCGUGACAAAUACCAUCGUCGCAGUUGUUCCACUAGCCCUCUUAGCAGCUGGUAUUUACUUUUUGUUUUACAUGAUUGAUGGCGAUUGGAAGGUGUUGACGAACAACAUGAAGGGUAGUUGCCAGGGAUUUGACACACAAAUCAAACUUGACCAGAAAGGUAGGAUUAAUCCUCCAUACCGUUACGCACCGUACUAA
Molecule: messenger RNA, 621 nt
Organism: Glarea lozoyensis ATCC 20868
Lineage: Eukaryota; Fungi; Ascomycota; Leotiomycetes; Helotiales; Helotiaceae
Exons: 2
Coding region: 1-621 (206 amino acids)
Source: RefSeq, a predicted model, not a curated record